Molecule: messenger RNA, 2597 nt
Organism: Vicugna pacos (alpaca)
Lineage: Eukaryota; Metazoa; Chordata; Mammalia; Artiodactyla; Camelidae
Source: RefSeq, a predicted model, not a curated record
CAGUUUCCUCAUCUGUACAAUGCGGGAUAAUACUAGAUUUCACGAGUUACUCCACGUAAAAGUUCCACUACGGUGCUCAGCACAUAAUGAAAUCUCAACACAGUGUACCUAUUUACCCUUGGGAUGCUCUUCUUCAGACCUACCAUUUGUAGGGUCUAGUAAAGCUGGAAGUCAUCGGAUGGGUGGGGAGGCAGGUGGACCAGGGCAGUGAGGUUCUGGGAAGUUAUGGGAAUGAGAGAGGAGAUGAGUACCAAGGAAAGGGCUUGCUAAGAAAGGUGGCGACUGGGGAGGCAACUCAGAAGUGAGUAAACGGGUAGUUCAAGGCAGAAAUGGUUUAGAGAGAAGAGCAGACGUCCCGAGAAAGGGAACAGUCAAGAGGGUGGGGGAGGAGUGGAGGGGGCGGUGGGGACACCCAGGACUGAGGAAAUAAACAAGGGGAGUGCCACCACAGGGGUGGAGGGUAAGGCUGCUGGGAAUCAGCCCCCUCAGACUUUCCACUGCGAAGCGAAACCGUGAGCCCUGGGGUGUUGGGGGGGGCAACGGGGAGGGGAAGUGGGGAAGGUGGAGGGAAGGCAGAAGGACAGGGGCCAGGGCCCUGGGAGCAGCAGAACAGCCUCCAGCUCAAGACAGCCACUUUGCCUCCACUCUGCUCUCUGCCUGCACCCAGCCCCAUUCCCUGGGACCCCCCCACCCCACCCCACCCCACCCUAGACCCCACCCUCCCGUUGCCUGAUCCAGCUAGCUUUCCUCUAGAUUCCAGCCUCUGGUCAUUGGUUCCUCCCCUCUCCAGGCCUCCAUCCUUCUUUUUCUAGAUUCUCUUCCUUCAGCUCCUUCUUUGCAGAACCUCUCUUUCGUCCAUCAGUCCUUCUCCACUUUCUGACCUCUUCCCUCUGGACGGCUGUGUGGCCCAGGCCCAAGGGGAGAUGCGGGAGGCUCAUUUCCCGGUCUGGCUGUUUCUGCAACUGCUAUGGGUGGCUGCAGUGGAGGCUCCAGACCCUGGGGCAGAGGUCCCGGUGGUGUGGGCCCAGGAGGGGGCUCCUGCCCAACUCCCCUGCAGCCCCACAAUCCCCCCCCAGGAUCUCAGCCUUCUGCGAACAAGACAUGUCACUUGGCAGCAUCUACCGGACAGUGGCCCCUCGGCGCCCUCCGCCCGGGGCCCGGGGCCCCGCGUCUACACGGUGCUGAGGCUGGCUCCCGGAGGCCUGCGCAUCGGGAGGCCGCCCCUGCAGCCCCGCGUGCAGCUGGAAGCACCUCCAGGCACCGCGCUGGUUGGGUGGGUGCGCUGGAGGACAGUUGGAAGGGAGAAGACAAAGAGAUCUAUAGCAAGGUACUUGUUUCCAGGAGCUUCCAGCUUAGGUGGCCUGCUGUGCUGGGAAAGUUGGCCUGAUAACCUUCUCUGUCCUUGUGCAGUGACUGCCAUGCCCCCAGGGCCUCUCUGGACCUCCAGUUGGGUCAUUUUGAACUGCUCCUUCAGCCGCCCUGACUCCCCGGCCUCUGUGCACUGGUUCCGGGGCCGAGGCAGAGUCCCUGUUCAGGAGUCCCCCCAUUAUCACUUAGCUGGAAACUUCCUCUUCCUGCCCCAAGUCAGCCCCUUGGACUCUGGGGCCUGGGGCUGCAUCCUCACCUACAGAGAUGGCUUCAAUGUCUCCAUCACGUACAACCUCACUGUUCUGGGUCUGGAGCCCGCAGUCCCUCUGACAGUGUACGCUGGAGCUGGUUCCCAGGUGGAGCUGCCCUGCCACCUGCCUCUAGAUGUGGGAACCCAGUCUUCCCUCACUGCCACAUGGGCCCUUCCUGGAGGAGGCCCUGACCUCCUGGUGGCUGGAGACCAUGGCAACUUUACACUUCGACUGGAGGCUGUGGGCCAGGCCCAGGCUGGGACCUACACCUGCCGUGUCCAUCUACAGAGGCAGCAGCUCAGUGCCACUGUCACUUUGGCAGUCAUCACAGUGACUUCCCAAUCCUCUGGGUUACCUGGCAACCUGAGAAAACUGCUUUGUGAGGUGACUCCUGCAUCCGGACAAGAGCGGUUCAUGUGGAGCCCACUGGACAAGCGGUCUUGGAGGAGUUUCCCAGGCCCCUGGCUGGUGAUGCAGGAAGCCAGACUCCUUUCCCAGCCCUGGCAGUGCCAUAUGUACCAGGGGGAGAGGCUGCUCGGGACAGCGGUAUACUUCACUGAGCCGUCUGGCCCAGGUGCCCAACGCUCUGGGAGAGCCCCAGGUGCCCGGAAAACGGGCCACUUCCCUCUCCUCGUCCUUGGUGUCCUUUUCCUGCUCUUUUUGGUGACUGGAGCCUUUAGCUUCCACCUUUGGAGAAGACGGUGGCGACCAAGAAGGUUCUCUGCCUUAGAGCAUGGGACUCACCCACCUCAGGCUCAGGGCAAGACAGGGGACCUGGAGCCGGAGCCCCAGCCGGAGCCCGAGCCAGAGCCCGAGCCGGAGCAGCCCUGACCGGAGCUGAGCACCCCGUGCACCCGCAGCUCAGUCCAAAUAAACUCCCCGUCAGCAGCAAGCCCGAGUCUGGCCGCUUCUUGCCCAGGGAAGAUUCUGUCUCUCCCCAGCCCCCGAGGCCUCCCUUCUCGCAGCCCGGUCUCCUGA